Messenger RNA from Oncorhynchus nerka (sockeye salmon), 7271 nucleotides. RefSeq names its product retinoic acid receptor alpha-A-like. Lineage: Eukaryota; Metazoa; Chordata; Actinopteri; Salmoniformes; Salmonidae. The coding region runs from base 484 to 1875 and encodes 463 amino acids. Gene Ontology annotation, molecular function: nuclear glucocorticoid receptor binding; nuclear receptor activity; zinc ion binding. The transcript is spliced from 8 exons. The record is from RefSeq and is a predicted model, not a curated record. Gene Ontology annotation, cellular component: transcription regulator complex; nucleus. Gene Ontology annotation, biological process: regulation of transcription by RNA polymerase II; retinoic acid receptor signaling pathway; cellular response to corticotropin-releasing hormone stimulus.
UCAUUCUCUGUGUCCAAACUAGUAGGAAAUGAGCUGCAUGGAGGCAGGAUAACCCAUUCGUUAUCCGAACGGGGAGACGUGGUUUUAAAACGCGAUCUGUGAUAUUUAUAAGAAAAAUAUUUUCAAUACGGCGGGCUCGAGCGAGGACCGUGUUGUUAAUGGCACAGGACGGGACGGUGCAAAACAUUUAUACGAUAAACACGUUGGGACGUUACGGAGCUGACAGACACCUUUUCAUUGCAACAACCGGACUCCGGAGAAAAAUGGCAUAUCAUAGUUUGGGUCAAUUACAAGUUUUUAGCGGUGUUGUCUGUCAUAGUUCUUAAUUGUUUUAGUCUAGGAAGAAGACCAAAAUUUUACGUGCCAAAAAAGGGUCAGAAUUUGAUGGAGUUGUGUGCACUUAUGUUUGCGAUUCUUACCCACAUCUCAAGGACCCUUUAAAGGCACACAAUAACAGGGUGACUGUUGCGACUAGGGGACAUCAUGUUUGACUGUAUGGAUGUGCUAGCGGUGAGCCCUGGACAAAUGUUGGAUUUCUACACUUCGCGCCCCUCUUCGUGCAUGCUGCAAGAAAAGGCACUGAAAGCGUGCUUCAGCGGGCUCGCUCAGAGAGACUGGCAACACCGCCGGAGCGCACAGUCCAUCGAGACCCAGAGCACCAGUUCUGAGGAGCUGGUCCCAAGUCCCCCGUCCCCCCUGCCCCCGCCCCGCGUCUACAAGCCCUGCUUUGUGUGCCAGGACAAGUCCUCGGGGUACCACUAUGGUGUCAGCGCCUGCGAGGGCUGCAAGGGUUUUUUCCGUAGAUCCAUCCAGAAGAACAUGGUCUACACGUGUCACCGGGACAAGAACUGCAACAUCAACAAGGUGACCAGGAACCGCUGUCAGUACUGCCGGCUCCAGAAGUGCUUUGGCGUGGGCAUGUCCAAAGAGUCUGUCCGGAACGACCGCAAUAAGAAGAAGAAGGAGAGUCCCAAGCCAGAGCUGACAGAGAACUACGAGCUGAGUGCAGAACAAGAGGCCAUCAUAGAAAAGAUACGCAAGGCUCAUCAGGAGACCUUCCCAUCGCUCUGCCAGCUGGGGAAAUACACCACGAAGUCGAGUGCAGAACAACGUGUGAGGCUGGACCUGGGGCUGUGGGAUAAGUUCAGUGAGCUGGCUACUAAGUGCAUUAUAAAGAUCGUGGAGUUUGCCAAACGAGUACCUGGUUUUACAGGACUCACCAUAGCUGACCAGAUCACGCUGCUUAAAGCUGCCUGCCUCGACAUACUGAUUCUGCGUAUCUGUACGCGGUACACUCCGGACCAGGACACCAUGACGUUCUCAGACGGGCUGACCCUGAACCGGACCCAGAUGCACAACGCAGGCUUCGGCCCGCUCACCGACCUGGUGUUCACCUUCGCCCACCAGCUGCUGCCUAUGGAGAUGGACGACACAGAGACAGGCCUGCUCAGCGCCAUCUGCCUCAUCUCUGGAGACCGGCAGGACCUGGAGGAGCCCUCUAAGGUCGACCAGCUCCAGGAGCCUCUACUGGAAGCUCUGAAGAUCUACGUGAGGAAGAGGAGGCCCAGCAAGCCACACAUGUUCCCCAAGGCCCUGAUGAAGAUCACUGACCUCCGCAGCAUCAGCGCCAAAGGUGCGGAGCGGGUCAUCUCGCUGAAGAUGGAGAUCCCUGGCUCCAUGCCUCCUCUGAUCCAGGAGAUGCUGGAGAACUCAGAGGGACAAGACGGCCAGAGCAGCACCCAGGGCGAGGAUGGCAGCAGCCCCAAGAAGGGCACCCCUAAGGGGGGUACGGGGGGUAAACCCUCCCCUGUGUCCCCUGACCCCUCAGACAGCGAUGGGCCCACAGUGGCCCCUGAGGAGGAAGAGGACCCCUAGGUCCCCGUGGAACUCAAGGGCCUCUCAGACAGACACUCUAUCUGACAUUCCUUUGCACAAAAAAAAACCUAAAAAUAGGUCGACAGCCAGGCAUGGUGGACCCCCUCUCCUCCUCCCCUCAGGCCUUCGGUCCCUUGGUGACCACCACCACCUUUGCUUGUUCUUAUGUUUUCCUUUACGUUUCUUUUUUCCUUCUCUCUCUUUAUCUCUUCAUUUCCCCUUAAAAAACAACAGCACUAAGGCCUAAAAGGACCAGUUGUUGGUUUGUGUAUAAUUCUAAAUUGAUUGAGGUUGUGUCUCGGGACUAGGGUGUGAUUGGUCGAGUUGGGUUUGACCCCGUCUGGCCACACCCACUUACCUGUACACAAAGGUCAUAGGUCAUCCUCCUCAGGUCUCCUGUGUAAAUUCAUCCCUGCAUGACGGGCUUGCCGAGUUUAAUGCGUGGUUAUAAUCUCCCUCUCUCUCUAUCUCAUAUUGUUGAAUACAUUGUACAUACCAUUGUAUGGUUAGAAAUCUCUGUUUCUAUGAUGAAUUUUGUGGUGCUUUUUUCAUUGUCUUAAAUAUUAUAGUUUGAGGCGAAACAGUACGUACAUGACAAGGUUUAAAGGGGGGCCUAAAAUAUAAGGUCCUUUACAAAAACAGUUACAUAGAAUGUUCUUGCAUAUAGACAGUCUGGAAGACUAAUACUUUAUAUUUGUUCCUAUAUUUAAUGUUUGUUUUUUGGUCUUUUAUGACCCUUUAUGUUGAUGUCUCGUUGAGUGUACAUUGCAUUCACCAUAAAGCCCGUUAGAGGUUUCUCUCCCGUAUCAGCGGCUGCAUCUCUUCAGCUGCUUCCUCAAGGGGGAAGCCAGACUGUAGAGGCCAUAGAUAUACAAUGACUAGAUUGAAUCUAGAUGUUCAAUUACUAGAUUGGAUCUGUCUACCGCAGAUAACAGCUUGUAAUGUAAUGUACAGGGUUUCUGACGCUAAAAGGCUUCUGAGAUUUUAUCAGAAAAUGACAUUCCAAGAGACAAACCAAGCAGUCUUAACCAGUGAAAUCUCUCUGCUUAAAGAUAAGGGUUGAGCAACACUCAUUGACAAAGACUUUACUUAACCCAAACUUGCACCACUGAGAAAUUGAACUGUUGUUUUAAGAUGAAUUUGGUUAUACAGUAUAUUUGAAGUUCCCUCGCAAUUCUCUUGAAAAUUCUCCACCAUCUGUGCAGAGAAAUGCAUUCUUAUUAUAGUAAAAAUCUAAAUUGUUUCUCUGAUGCAGUUUCAAUCUAGUAAGUGUACAUUUAUGGCUAACGACAACUACAAGCAUCUGGGCAACACAUAACGCACAUUGGGUUCUGGUCCAGGGAGUCCUGUACCCCCAGAAUCACUACAUACCCCUUAUAUACAUACAGAAGGGUCUUGUUUUGGCAGUAAAACACAGGGACAUUGCAAUCCUUAAAAAUACAUAUCCAUGAGCUAACCACAUGGCCGGGAAGAUUGUACACUAGACUAAUGUCUGGGAUUCUAGACCCCACUAGGCAUUCCUAGUUCUACAGACAGAAUGACUGACUGUUGCCUUGUUCCUCAAGACGGUCUCGUGCAAAACCAGUGAUGCAAAUGAGAUUAUUUACAUAUGACCCUUAGCCCCUAAAACGUGCAGUAAGCUCGGGUAGUGUUCAUUCGGGGUGUUCAGAUAGAACUAUAUUAUGUAGACAUGCGCUUCUCUGUCAUGUAGAAUAGGGAAUCAUGUCAGUUCUGUAACAACAAGACAUUUCUAUCUGUAACGUUACCUCCUGAAUGCAGCAGUGUUUUCUGUCCUACAUCGGCCACUGCAACAGCCCUCCUGAUCUUAUGAAUAUAUUCUUAGUAAAGCUGUUUUUCUUCAGCACGUAAGGGAUAGAUUCAAUCCGUAGCGCUGAAGAUCUGCUGUAUACUGGGAUUCAAAUUUAAAGGCAAUGUUCCCGCGUUUGCAGAGACUGCAUUCACGUUAAACGCUGCAUAUGUCGGCUCAAUUGGAAAUGACCUUUAACUUUCAAUUGCGUUGUAUACCGCUGAUACGAGAAUUAUGUUCUCCUGUUCAUUAACCAAUUCAAUUUAAUUACUCAGUCUUCCCUAUCAGGAUUUGUAUGAUACUGAUAGACAUGAAACAGACAGAGGCCCAGUCUACAAUAGUUAAAUGUUUAUUCACGGAACGUUCUGACGUGCACAGUACAAAGACCUUCAAUUUAUAGUGACACACAUACUUCCACACCAACCAUCAAAUCCGCCCGCCAAUAGAGAUUAGGGGAGUCCGUGAGAAUAGCAGACAUCUGUUAUCAAAAUACUAGACACAUUGUUCCCAAAACGUUGAUUCUGACUAAGAACUACACUCCAGGUUAUAUUAUUAUUCCACUGACUAAAACCACACACAGUAUUAUAAUAAUCUAAUGAUUCUAACAAUUACAUACAUGCAUUAUAAUAAUCUAAUGAUUCAAAACAAUUUCAUACAAUCACAUGGUUUCAGACUUAUGGUUUCAGGAGUGUAAUAUUCUAAUCAUUUAUUAAAACACAUUUCCUUAUCAACCGCAGAUCUUCACCUCUAUGGAUUGAAUCUAGCCAUAAAUCACUGAGUAGAAUUGACACUAUUUAGAAAGUUAAUAGCCUAGACACAUUGAAUAUUGCUCAGUUUGUUCCUUUGUUGUGAAGUGAAACAGAGUGAUAUUCAGUGUGGAAGCCAGGCUAGGAAGAACUAGGACCUCUUCAGUCCCUUAUCACCUGUCCUAGCAAGGAUAAGGACAGAUAAUAUUGUUUACUCAGAUGUUGACGUUACUCAACUGUAGCACAAAGGCAUUAAUUCUCAUAGCACUUAAAAAUCUUGAAUAUGUAGCCAAUACAAUGUUAAGGGUGAUGGUCAUAUACAAUAUUCUUUCUCACUCUUACGGGUAGUAAUCAUUUGGCAUAAACUAUGGGUGAUUAUUGAGUUCAUCACAGAGGUAUACUGAUCAGAAGGUUCUUUAUUCUGAAUGGAGGCAAAAGUCAUUGUUGAACCACAAAGGAAUAGAUGACCACUAUAGUCAGUCAGCUAGAACCAAGGUUAGGGUCAAUUCCAAUUGAAUUCUUCCAGUUUAUGAAUGGACUGACUUGAUAUGGAAUUGACCCCAACCCUGGCUAGAACCCUCCAGAAACAUCUCACACACAACCCAUCUCCUCUAUAUCUGUCCCACACAUACAUAUCUUAAGGGGAAAACAAAACGGUCUCAGUUUACCAUGUUUGAAUGUGAUUAUGUUGUUGAGGAGUUACAUAGGAAUGAUAUGCAGUGUUAAAGGAAUACUUACUUUAAAGCAGCGUUUCGUCAAAUUAAUUGCAUCUCAUAGUAUGUAUGGAAAAAAGGAAAUGCUCUCUUUCCCGCUCUCUGUAAGGGAGAGAAGAAUGUAGGGGGAAACAAUCCUGGUGGCUCAUCACAAGACCAGAGUGGGUGAAUCUCAAUAGUCUUCCCUACAUUCCUAUCCAACUUCUCAACACACAUUGACGGAAAGGGUGCAGAACCUCAGACCUUCUCCUCCAAUGUGUGUUGUUGAGGAGGUGAGGAAUCAACUAAAUACUUUUUGAGUUUUACCCUGAGUGUCUUUGAUGCUGGAAAAGUUCUUUCACAGCUGAAGAAUGUCUACAUCCAACUCCCUAAAGUGUCGCUGCCUACAGGCACCAGGUGACACGGCAGGGAACUCGAUCCAUUCCACAAUUUGAAUUUACUACGUUGAUUUCUGUUGAAUGUUGUACCGAUGUAACUGUUAAUAUUUACUACUAUCUCACUGCAGACUUCUCCAUGUAUUAGAUGGUGUGUGUGUGUGUAGUGUGCAUUGCAUUUCAAUGAAUGGCAGCGCUUAGCUACCUGACCUCUGAGCUUCAUCUCAUAGCGAGCCCUUCUUGGGUAGCAGCUGCUCACCUCCACACCAAGUGGUCCACCAAGUGGACUCAGAACCUGAGCAUGGUUCGCAAAAUUCCAGAACUGUUCCCAAAAUGCCCUUUUUUUAAAGGAAUCACGGUUGGAGGUUUUUCGGAAACUGGAGGUAAUAAGCUAAAGGAAAUUCCAACGUGGAACACUUUUUGCUUUUUUUUUUUUAUCCUAGUUGCUCCCAAUGUCAUCGAUGAUCAAACGACAGACAUGCUUCCCGCUCUUUAGUUGGAAUGCCAAGCAGCUGUCACAAUCAACCAAUCAACUGACAGCAAUUUAGUUAAGUCAAUAACGGAAUAAGAUCAAUAGAUGUGGAUCGCGUUCAGGACGGGAGCAAUUUACUAAACAUAGCAGAUAGAAAUACACUGAAUAGAGCUAGCAUGAUGAUUCCAUACUCUACAAAUCAGUGGUGUAUGUUCUACGCAACAUAUUUCUAUCCGAAUGUACCACAAUGCUGUGUGCCCUACUGAACGGGGCUCAUGAUCCAACUAUUCCGUAGAAGCCAGAGAACAUGAUUGUGAACCUCAAAAUUUCACCAACGAAAGCAGCUCUGUUGUUAUGCCUGUUCAAAAAGUGUCAAUGUUCAAAAGUUGAACAUUUACAGAUAAUGUAUAUGAUUGCCAUUGGUAUGAGAAAAAUAUCAUUGUCAUCAUAUAUGCAGUGUUGUAUAGUUAUUAUGAAGAGACAUGAUCAAAUUAUGGUUGAGGUUUCUUUGGCUUACUGGACUUGAGGGUGGGCGGGGCACCAGGGAGGGGUUGUCAUGGUGAUAAUACAUUUACCCAGAACCUCCUGCUGGCCUGGUGGGAAGAGGGCAGGAAGUCCUUAUACAGAGUUUUACAGUGAGCUUCUAUCUUGUUUUCAUUCUCCAUUUUCAAUAGUCUGUACAUUAACAAUGCUUUUUAUGUUAAUAUACUGUUUAACUUUACCAUGAAAUGUCCUGGCAAAGUAAUACAAAUAUAUUUAUUUUAAAAUACAUAAUGCGUGGAUGUAUUAUAACCAGAAUAUUUUGAUUUACUGUAACCUCGAAGCCUUGAAUACUGUGUGUGUGUGUGUGUAUAUAUCAUGUUCCUAAGGUUCUGCUCUGCAGGAAAUAGAGUGAAGUUAAUUAAGAAAAUCACAUUCAAAAGGACAGAAAACCCAACGGCCAGAGAAUAAUUUACAUUUCAUUGUUUACUUCCAAGUUCUUGUUCAAAAAGGUACAUUGUCUCUUUGACUUUUUAACAGUUAAAAUGUGCUGAAGCACCGCGUUCCUAACUUCUAAAAGCUGCUUAGGACAAAUACAGAACAUUUCCAUGGUAAUAAUAAAAAACAAAAUUGUAUUGUAUGUAUAAUAAAAAGUGUAAAACACCUACACAGUAGAAAGCAUUAAACGUCACCAUUAAAAUAAAAUAAAAGAGAGAGGGGGGGGGAUGUACAAAAGUCUGCAGCACGGGUAUUUCCACCAGCGUGUGUCUGGUCCUGGUUGAACACUUCAAAACCAAAUCCUUC